AUGUCGGAACCGAACAAGAAACACCAAUUAAUCGACAACAAAUUCUCCUCCUCCUACUCGUCUUCGUCGACUCUGCAGUCGACCCUCCGAAACCCUAGGAUCGUGCGGGCCCCGCGCGACUCCGGCGGGAAGGACCGGCACAGCAAGGUCUCCACCCUCCGCGGGCUCCGCGAUCGCCGGAUCCGCCUCUCCGUCCCGACCGCCAUCCAGUUGUACGACCUCCAAGAUCGCCUCGGCCUUCCCCAACCGAGCAAAGUCGUCGAUUGGCUACUAGACGCCGCUAAAGAAGACGUCGAUCGACUACCCCCACUCCCCGCCAUCCCCGGCCUCCUCCCACCGCCGGCGCCUGCUACCGGCGGACCUCCGGCGACGGCCGCUGCCUUCGCCGGAGGGUUUCAAAACUUCUUCCCGACGGGCGGCGGGCAGUGCUUCGCGCUGCCCUACGACGGGACGGGCAGCGGCGGCGGGACUUAUUACGGCGGUUGGGAUCCUGCGGCCGGCCUGUCGUUGGCCGGAUUUGGGGAGGAGAAAAUGGCGGGUUUUGGAACAGGUUCCGGUUUAGGUUCAGGUUCGGGUUCGGGUCGCCAGUUGUAUUUGUGCCCGCCGGCGAAUGGACUCCCGCCGGGCACGGUUUUCGCUCCAUUUGCGCCGGAAAACGAGCAGUCAAGGCAGAUCAACUUCAUGCAGAAUUGA
Messenger RNA from Striga hermonthica, 693 nucleotides. Lineage: Eukaryota; Viridiplantae; Streptophyta; Magnoliopsida; Lamiales; Orobanchaceae. The record is from the annotation of a GenBank genome assembly.